Molecule: messenger RNA, 2037 nt
Organism: Coregonus sp. 'balchen'
Lineage: Eukaryota; Metazoa; Chordata; Actinopteri; Salmoniformes; Salmonidae
Source: the annotation of a GenBank genome assembly
AUGGUUUAUUGGAUUGUUGCGACGUUGGCACUUUUUUCUCUCCAAACUUCAGCAUAUGUGCCAUACAAUGGUAAGUAAAAUGCCUUAAGAUGUUUUUUCUUUGUCUUUAUUUUCAUAGAGCAGUUAAACAUCGAAAUUAUUAUUUGUUUUACGUUAUGAGGAGAUAUUGACCCUUCUGCUCUUAAGCAGUACACGACACAGUUUUACGAAGCACUUUGGGUUUUGAAAUGUGCCAAAUUGCCAAUUUGCGUUACGCAUUGUAGAGGGGAUUUUUUUUUUUUACUUUAUUUAUUUUUUGAUUAACGAAAAGAGCAGUUCCAACUGCGAAUAUUUAUUUUUAACCUCCAUAAAAAUGAAGUUCAUGAAGAUUGAAACGUAAUGGGAUUUGAAGACAAUUGCGAUGAACACGUACUUAUAGCUCAACAUGUUCAACUCUUUCAUACUUUGUCGCAUCUAUGUGCACAAUUUAGAAAAAUGUGUUCCUAUAUUCAACAUAUUUACCCUCUGACUCGAACUGCCACUUGUAGGCUAUAUCCAGGGAUUUUUCAAUGCCGUUUCUUCCCUCAAAAAGGGCGCAUAGAAAGCUGUGAAAAUGAAUUAUGACAAACCUUUUGUGUACUGUAUGUUAAUUUACCUAGACCCUGUUAGGACAGCAUGCAGAGUAGACUAUACUUACACUCAAUUGUCUUGUCUGUAGCAUGUUUGCUAUAGCACUGCCACCUUACAUGUUUACAGUGAGGUGUGCACCAUGCAGUUAUGGUAUAUCUCAUCUCACCAUUCAUUAGGCACUUUAUAAUGAAGUGCACAUACUGUUAUUUGUUACUCAGCUCCCGUUGUCUGUCUGUCUCAGACUCAGGACUCAACCUGAGGACAUUUGCAGGGACCUUCCUGUCGGUGACUGAUGAGCCCAUCGACUACAUAGGGCUGGACGUACAGGAGGGCAGUGGCUCAGGGAUGGGGCAGGAGCCUGUGAAGAAGCAGGAGCAUGGCCAUCACGGCCCCCGCCGCUCCACCAAGAUCGUAAUCUCUGAGGAGGCCCGCAGCUUCCUCCAGGGUCGCUUAGCAACGGCCUUCAUCCCCACAGUCUACACCCUGGUCUUCAUCAUCAGCGUCCCCCUCAACCUGAUUGCCGUGGUGAUGUUUGUGCGUCGUAUCCGUCCGAGGAAGCCGGCGGUGAUCUACAUGCUGAACCUGGCCAGUGCUGAUCUCCUCUUCUCCCUGCUGCUCCCCUUCAGGAUCUCCUACCAUUUCCACGGCAACGACUGGGUUUAUGGCCCCUUCAUGUGUCGCCUGGUGACAGCAGCCUUCUACUGCAACAUGUACUGCUCCGUCCUGCUCAUGAUGUGCAUCAGCAUCGACCGCUUCCUGGCCGUGGUCUACCCCAUGGACUCCCUGACAUGGCGUAGUCCACAGACGGCCUCUGUGGUCUGUGGCGCCAUGUGGCUGUUGGCCUUGGGAGGAGUGACCCCCCUCCUGCUCUCCAGACAGACCAUCCACCUCCCGGACGUGGGCAUCACCACCUGCCAUGACGUGCAGGAUGUAGACAAGCUCCGUGCCUACUACCUCUACUUCUUCCCCAUCUACUCCUCCAUCUUCUUCUUCAUCCCUCUGGUGUUCACCGCUGUGUGCUACGUCCGCAUUGUGCAGGCCCUGGCUGCGGCCAACGUGGAGAACCGCUCCAGGAAGACUCGUGCGGUGGUGAUGGCGGUGACGGUGCUGGUGGUGUUUGUGGCCUGCUUCACCCCCACCAACGUCAUCCUCCUGGUGCACUACCUCAAGCUGGCCCACGGACACAGUGACAGCUCCUACCAGGCGUACCUGCUCUCCAUGUGUGUGGGCAGCCUCAGCUGCUGCCUGGACCCCCUCAUCUACUACUUUGGUUCGUCCCAGUGCCAGAGACAGGUGGCAGCCCUACUGGGCUGCAGAGAGGCCGGGCCAGGGGCAGAGCUCAGCUCUCAGACAGGCAGUACCAGGACCAGCAGGCUAGAGAGCAUUCAGAGCACUGUGGGCAGUCAUUACAGGAAGCUCAUGGCCUGA